GCUGGAAUUACCCGUUUAGAUCCCCGUCAGCAGGCUCAGUCUGUCCAAUCAACAUCAUCGUCAUCAUCCCGCCCACUACCAGACAGGUGACACCUCCCCCUCCCCCUUCACACCUUUCCACCUCACCUCUGUCGGCGUGACAUCACCGACACCUUGUCCUCUCGAUGGAUGUGUUUGAAACAGGAGGGGAGGGUGUCCCUGUUUCCGUGACAACUGUCAGGUUAUUUAGCCAGCAGUGGGAGAGCUUUUGUGUUUUUUGAGAGUUCAACCUCUGACUGUACCGAGUGAGGAGCCAAACUUCAUCCUCCUGCUUCUGUCAUGACUAUUCAGAGAGUGUCUCAGAUGGUGAUUGAGGAGGUGAGCGUCUUGCAGACUCAGCUGGAGAUCGAGAAGUCAUGCCGGGAGAAUGCAGAGGCCCUGGCCACAAAGCUGAGCUGCGAGAACAGGAAGCUGAAGUACCUGAGCCUGUCGUCUCGACCCUGUUUGGACGAGCUGCUUCCCAGCAUCUCGGACUGCAUCGCCCUGGAGGCGGACUCGGACGCAGAGCCGGCGGAUGGCAGCCCCGACACCUUCACGCAGUACCAGCAGCAGGUUAAAGAGCUGAGGGAGACAGUAAACAGCUUGUUGGAGGAGAAGAAGAAUUUCCUCUGUCAGAUUCACGAGCAGCAGAGGCGGAUAGAUGAGCUGACUUCACAGGCAGAGAAAGAUCAGGUCGAGAUGAAGGAGCUUCGUGAAACUGUUCAGCAGCAAAACAAAACCAUCAAGAGGUUCAACAGAGUGUCUAUGAUGGCAGCUCAGGAGUACGAAGGGAUGAAGGAGCAGCUGGACUUGGAGCAGAGCCUGAGAGUUAAAGCUGAGACGUAUGCACACGAGAUGCUGGUGAAGCAGAAGGAGGCCAACAGGCAGAGUAUGCUGCUGCUGCAGAGUGCUGAGCCCAGCGUUCAGCUCCUCAAAGCUCUGGAGGACGUCGCCGCCAUCACCAAAACCCUGGAGGAGGAGCGUCUGCAGCAUCAGCAGAAGGUGGAGAGUCUGGAGGCCCAGCUGGAGCAGAGCUGUGUGAAGAAGCAGCUGGAGGCUCUGCAGAGGCAGCUGGAGCUGCUGGAGGUGGAGAAGAGGGAGGUGGAUGCACGACUGGAGGAGGCAGAGAAGAAGAACGAAGAGCUGGAGAAGAGGGUUCACGAGCUCCAGGUGGAGACCCAGAAUAAGAUCGCCAUGACAACAAGCACAGGACCCCCUCCCCCCGAACCUGGGGUUGCGCCUCCUCCCGCCCCUCCCCCACAGCCGCCUCCACCUCCUCCUCCUCCCCCUCCACCCCCUCCUCCACCUCCCCCCUCGAGAUGCAACCCCCUCAGCUCUCUCAUAGCCAUCAUGAGGAAGUCUUCAAAGGGCUGUAAGGCCUCUGUGAAGGUGGAGCAGCCGCCAGCUGCUGAGGGCGUGGACGACGUCAAAGUGAAGGCGGUGAAUGAGAUGAUGGAAAGGAUCAAACACGGCGUCGUCCUGCGGCCUGUCAAGAGUCAGGAGAGCAAGAGAGCAGCAGUCAGACCGCCUCCGAUCUGCGAGGAGAAGCAGCAGGAGAGCGCCAUGGAGGAACUGAAAGGCAUCCUGGAGACGGUGAAGCGGAGCCCCAGCCGAGGGUCUCAGGAGUCGGGGCCGUCGCCACCUGGGAAGAAGGACAGCGAGCUGGAGGUCAUCCUGAGACGCAGACGCAACAAGGCGGGAGAAGCUGGCUCCGGAGAUGAGCGGGAGGGCCAGAUGAGCCACGUCUCCUCCUCAGACAGCCUGAACGGGAGGAGAACCAGCAGCGACUCGGGCAAGGAUCCAGAGGGGCCGGGGGUGCUGAGCGUCCCCUCCGACUCGCCAGGUCCCAGGGUUAGCCCAGAGAGGCGGGGGUCGGGACCAGGACCCGUCGUUGCCCGGAGGAAGAGCUCCGACACGGGCAGAGAGCCCAGAGCGGGCUCCUGGCUGGAGAGGAGGUCCUGCAGCUCUCUGUCGGAGAAAGACCCGGCAGAGUCUCCGGUCAGCAACGGCUGCAUCGACAGUGUGGGGGAGGACGAGGACUGCGUCCAGUCAAACGGGGUCGAACGCGCCGAAUCCGGUGAGGACGCACACGCCGCCGCCUGCGCAGGCCCGGUCAACGGCAGCACCGACGCUGAGUGCUAGGAUGGACUCUGAGGAUCCCGGGCUUGUUUCUGUAACCUGAUCCAUGCUGUUAUUGGCUGAUGGGAACGUGAUGUCACUGGUUGUCACGCUCUCAUCAGAAGGGUUAGGGUGCGAUUACACUUUAGCAUUUAGUUACCAGGAACAGAACCACGACUGAAAGGUUGACUUUUCAGAUUCACACUAAUCAAUUAAAAAGGGGAGGCCUGCAGACACAAGUCACGUGACUCACAUGGAGCCAAUUUAUCGAAAGUUUCCGUCUAAGCAUUUUUACUUUGAUGGUAAAAAUUACUUUCUCUGGACCAGAUACUCAUUUCAGCAGACUACUUGUGGUUACGGUGGUCACUUUUUCAUAUCUUUUAUUCAGUCUGAACUGGUGACACUCACACAUAAACUAUUUAAGGUCCAAUUCUACUGAAUUUUGCGGUUAACAUGCGGUGCUUCAUCAGAGCGUCGCACUUCACAAGGGACAAAGAUGGGGGUGUCCACCCAGUCGUCACAUUCCCCCCACUGCAGUCACGUGACCUGGGAGCCAGUGCUGAUCGUAAACUUUCACACUGAAGUUAGUGGUGUUUUGGCCAGUGUGAAAGUCAUAUAAUCAGUCCAGAGUUCGGCCGAUAAACAGUUGAGAACACGCUUGGUGUGAACGCACCCUAACCUGUCGUUGUAGAAAGCUCACUUCUCCAACAAACUGUAUCUGUCGCUCAUGAGUGCUUAGAAAUAUUCAGACUAUUUUUCUUGCCAAUCCAGUUCAGUUCAUGGAGUUCAUCGAUUUGCUGGUAAAAUUAAUGAGGGGGCAAAACAAAUGAGUGGCUCCCUUUCCCUCAUUUGACUCCAGUAUUCACACGACUGCAAACGUUUUCCUUCGUGUCGCAGAGCAGCUGAUUCGCUGAUUCACAUCGUUCACUGACGGCAGGUCCUUUUAAAACCCUCAUUAAUCAGUCACAUGAGCAGACGGCCACAGUGCGGUCAGCGUGGGGCUUUCUACAGACCGAAGCAUCUAUCAGUGUGCUGUACGCCAACAGACCUGCGGAUCCCGGAGGACGCCCUGACCGAACUGUACGGGGGAAGCUGCACUUUUCUGCACAGAACCUCAGUUUUUAUUUUCAAACGCUUCAUCUUGUACGAUGACUGCAGAGCUUUAGGUUGAUGUUUCUCUCUACUCGAUGGACAAAAGCUCCGUUCAGAUUCCAGUUUCUUCAGCUUCUCCCCAGCCUCCCUCCUCUUCACUGUGAGCUGUGGUGCAGGGUGCACACUUGAUUUAUGCAGAACCGUAAAUUGUUCUUAGCUUCAUCAGUGGCCAUGCUGAAACACAUCGUGGCCAUCACUCCCCUCAGGCCUCACCGCCAGCCGGACGAGAACGCGCUGCAGAUUGCUUUGUCAGUCAUUGGUACAUCGAUAAGACGUCCCAGCCCUAACUGUGAUUAUUAUUUGAAUGACUGACAAAGCAAUGCAUCACAUGUUCCACUGCAGCCGCUGAUGAAGACUAAGAGGCGUGGCUGAGAGCUCCAGAGGCUCGUGCACCGCUGACUGGAGGAUCAGGUGUUCUCAGUAUGUCAUUCAUGGACUUUCUCUGCUGAGUCUUCCUCAGUGAAAACAGCCAGGAACCUUUUUUUUAACAACCAGGGUGAAGCGCUGAACGUGGACAAGCUCUUUGCUUCCACUUCUGCUGCUGUGAGCUUUUCAGCGUGUCGACUAUCAGUGUGUCGUAAGGCUUGUGAGGGUUCGAGGUGGACGUCCGGCAAACGUGGAACAGAAACGUGACCAAUAUUUCAGGUUUUAAGGGGAACACAAGAAGUUUCUCCUCCAGCGGCAAAGACAGUAGCACACUUCCAACUAAAUCACAUCUAGCAGAAAUGUUCUCAGGGUCCAGUGGGACAAGAUUUCACAGAAGCCACUUAGCAGGUGUUGACAGCAGGAGAAACAAACUGAAAGCCUUUAAAAACAAAGAAAGUUGUGGUUAAAAAAGCAAAGAGAACAGCUUUGGAGGAAUGAGUGGACUUUCUACCUCUCCACACACACCUGCCUCCAAACCUCCUGAAUUACAUUUUGUGGUGUGAGAGCUAACAAGAUGCUGUCGAGAUAAGAUGUCUUCCACACGCCUUCCUCCACUGAACCAGUCCACAGUCCCGUACGCACAGACUCUGAGACGCCCUCAUUGUUUCUGUACUCGGUCAACACACCCUCCAUCACAUUUCACCAGCACCCCUUGACUUGUUUUGUAGGGCCUACUGUCUAUAUAUAGCUUUCCUGACACGUGAUGCAACAUUAAGAAUAAACCUGAAGAGUAUGCAAUUCCAUAAGCCACAUGUGUGUGAUGCUUUGCCACCUUCAUUCCUUCUUUAAACACAGAAUCACAUUUAAAGAUGCAUUUUCUUCUGUUCGUUAGGUGUGUUUUAUUCUAACUCAAAAGGCGUUAAUGAACUGUUAGCUGCACAUGAAACAAAUUGUUAGAGCCGUUAAGCUGCCACAGGCCUGAUGAUUUUGCAUGAGGAGGCCUUGCACAGGACCUCAGGUGCCUGCACACUUUUCAACCGAGUGGCUGCUUAACGAGGAGUUUGGCUGACUAUAGAUAUUGUGUGUGUUUGGGAUAUAAAUGGAGUGUUCAAACGUUUUUUAAAACAUGAAUUUUCAUCUUAGCAUCACUUGAAAUAAAUUUCAGUUUAAAUUUCAA
Messenger RNA from Scatophagus argus, 4831 nucleotides. RefSeq names its product shootin 3 (gene shtn3). The record is from RefSeq and is a predicted model, not a curated record. The coding region runs from base 319 to 2160 and encodes 613 amino acids. Lineage: Eukaryota; Metazoa; Chordata; Actinopteri; Scatophagidae. The transcript is spliced from 16 exons.